Messenger RNA from Platichthys flesus (European flounder), 3995 nucleotides. It is a transcript of the gene enpp4, whose product is annotated as ectonucleotide pyrophosphatase/phosphodiesterase 4. The record is from RefSeq and is a predicted model, not a curated record. Lineage: Eukaryota; Metazoa; Chordata; Actinopteri; Pleuronectiformes; Pleuronectidae. The transcript has 8 exons. The coding region runs from base 89 to 1480 and encodes 463 amino acids.
CUUUGGGGCAGUCCAUUCAUGAUGCUGCAGUGAGACAACUUCCACCAUAAUUGAGGAGGAGGACAUCUACCGUGUCCACGCUGACAGGAUGUUACUGAAGGUGCUGCUGGUCGUCCUGUGUGGCCUCCCAGCCUCGGUCUCCGAGGCUCAGCAGGGGCCUCUGCCGCUGCUGAUGGUGUCGUUCGACGGUUUCCGGGCAGACUACCUGCAGAGGUUCCCCAUGCCGAACCUCAAGCUCCUGUACAGCCAGGGGGUCCUGGUGGAGCAGCUCACCAACGUCUUCAUCACCAAGACCUUUCCCAACCACUACACCCUGGUGACAGGGCUGUACGCUGAGUCCCAUGGUAUCCUGGCCAGUCACAUGUACGACCCCGUCAGCCACAAGUACUUCCACGCCGGCCAGGGCGUGGACCCGAUGUGGUGGAGCAAAGCUCAGCCCCUGUGGAUCACGGCACUGGACUCCGGCUACAAGACGGCGGCCAUGAUGUGGCCCGGCUCCGACGUUCUCAUCAGCAACCGCACAGCGACACACUUCCUGCACUAUAACCCUAACGUGACGUUCCGGCAGCGGAUAGGGAACGUGACAAAGUGGCUGCUGGGAAAUGGAAAGGAACCGGGAGUAAAGUUCGCAGCUCUCUACUGGGAGGAGCCGGACAUGUCUGGACACACAUACGGCCCAGACAACACCACUGCCAUGAGCCAGGUGCUGAAGGAGGUUGACGACAACAUCGGCCUGCUGGUGUCGAAGCUGAAGUCCACCGGCCUCUGGGGUCGAAUCAACGUCAUAAUCACCAGCGACCACGGCAUGACUCAGCUGUCGACCGAGCGCAUCAUACGUCUGGACGACUGCAUCCACCCGGACGAGUACACGCUGGUGGACAGCUCCCCCGUGGCAGCCCUCGUCCCACAUGAAGAUCCAAAGACAAUCUUCUCUCGGCUGAGUACGUGCCACCCCAGUAUGACAGCCUAUCUGAAGAGGGACAUCCCUGAUAGGCUGCACUACCGGAACAACAAACGUAUCCAGCCAAUCAUACUGGUUGCUGAUGAAGGCUGGACCAUCGUGCAGCGAGGGAACACGCUGUCCAAAAUGGGCGAUCACGGCUACGACAACUCCCUACCCAGCAUGCACCCCUUCAUGGCAGCGGUGGGGCCCAGCUUCCGUGAAGGUUAUCGAAUCAGCAAUUUAAGGAGCGUGGACAUUUACCCUCUCAUGUGCCAUCUGCUGUCGGUGCCCCCCCGGCCCAACAACGGCAGCCUGAGCCAGGCUCGCUGCCUGCUGGCUGCCGAGGCCUGUGGGAACAUCUCCCUGGGGAUCAGCCUGGUGCUGGGCAUCUUACUGGUCCUCGCCAUAGUUUUUUUUCUUUUCAGGUGGCGGCGAAUCCACCGGCAGUCGCGCUCCAGAGCUUUCCAGUUGCUGAAGAUGGACGACGAUGAAGAACUCCUGUUUGAGUACGACAGUCAGACCCGGUCACCUAGUUGAGCUCCAAUAGGUACUUGCACUUAACCCACUCAGGCCGCCGCCCUAGAUUUCACACUGGCAUGGGUGCACUGCAUGAAUGUGCACACACAAACAUGCAGUAGAAGGAGCUGCUGUUUAUGAAGCCUUCAGACCUACUGACUCACGGGCUGUAUUCAGAAAGCAUCCAUGUACCAAGAGUUUUUACUACUGACCAAAUUUUAAAGAAUUUAUCCUUUAAACUUCAAACCACAUGUAUGUGUCUUGGCCUGCACUGUCAGUAGACUUUAAUUAAAGAUGGACGACCACCACUUUCACAUUUCUGUACAAAAAUGAAGCCAAAAUAUCCCAGGUACAGAUGCUUUGAUUCUUUUAAUUUCAAAUACAUUAAGUAUUAAAUUAACCAGCAAAUAAACAGAGAGUAUCAGCAUUUGUAGCCCUGUUUUAAAGAGCACUGUUUUUGUACUACUAAAAGUAGUAAUUUUAGGCAAGUACUAAGUUAGUACUACUUAUAAGCCACUUUUAUAUGGGCUAUUCCUGAUUCCUUUAUAGUUAUAAUAGCCUUUUUAUAAUCACGUCAUGUCCUAAAGGAGACUAAACUUUAUGAUUAGGCUUAUUGAUAUCACGUCCAUUCCGUCCAGGAGAUAUUUAUAUAUUUUAUGUAUAUGUACCAUGUGAUUGGUAAUUUUCCAUAUUUUGGAUCGGACCCCUUUUAAAGAGUAGGUCACAACAAACCAGCAAGUUCUGAGUCUCCAUGACUCCUUAGUAGAAAUCUUUCUGAGGGGAUGUUUGUGCCAACGCCCCCGGACGUGAAGUUGUACAAACAGCUGUAAGACAUAAUAGUGAACACUAGUGGUGGUUCUAUAAUUUUUCAUAAUGUUACUGCUGUAAGAAAAAAAUCAUUUUACGAGAGACUUGAACCUGUGACGGGGAACCAGGGUUGUUCUGAGGAAAACUCUUUUUAGAUAUUUUAGACGCUACUGAUUUUAAGAGAUUUAUUUAAUAUAUUUCUGCGGGAACUGAGGUUACCUUCAUUUUAUGAGAUUUUUUAUGUAAAGUGUAGUGUAGCUAUUUUGUCAGAAGAGGGAGCCUGUCACAAAUUUUCUUGUGCAAUGAGAAAACUCCCUCACAGAUGUAGACGUUCUUAUGAUUGUGUUUAUUUAGAUUUUAUUUUGAACUGUAGCUGUUUUAUUUUGGAAACUGAUACAAUCUGAAAUCAUAAUUUAUUUCUUAUUUUUAUUAAAUUAUAGUAUAAUAGGUAAAAAUCCUGUUUGCAGUACUUGAUGAUGGAAGUAUUCCUUCUUAUUAAGUACAAACCUCUUUAAAAGAGAAAUACAAAUACACUGUUCACUCACAUUUACUCAAAUCUAAAGGACAUUACUUUGUGUUUUGUGUGUUAGGUCGAAUUAAAGGGAAAUAAAAUAAGAAUAAAGUCAAACUUUUAAUAUCAAUAUGGCCCCAUUACUCGGCCUGAGACCGAAAGACUAACACAUUGUUGGUUUUGGUCUUUUAUAGGAGUUGUUGACAACAGCGACACUACAGAACAACACAUGCUUCCGACCACACAGUGUUUAGGGAUUUUUAUGUGUGUGUGUGAAACAUCAUCAUUCAACUGAAACUAAGGGAAGAAAGUCCACGUCUAAACUCUUUCCAUGUUCUAUUGUUGCUCAUUUUUACACCUCGAUUGUCAAAAAGAGGCUCAGAGUCUCAAAAGUAUCAUAUCUAUCAUGUUGGAUCAUUAAAGUUACUGUUUCCCUGGGUUGGGAAGUUAAACUGAACUAUGCAAUUUCUGUCUGUAGUUUCAAAGACAUUUUCAAAGACAAAUAAAUCUCAUCAAAAGUCUGGACUUCCUGUUUGGUUACUUGAAGCAACGUAGGAAUAAAUGGAAAGAAAGAUCGACACGCGUUUGGAAAAGUAAUUUAUAUUCCUUUAUAUAUAUUUUUUUUUUUCUCCAUAGCAGUCACAAUGUUACAAUGUAAUAAAAUGGUAAAUAUAUAAAAUCAAACUCAAUACAGACACGAACAUCUCUGUAUCAUGUUCAAAACCAAAUGGACUGUACAUGUUUUCCAUUUAUAUCUGUUUUUAUAUCAUUUAAAAUCUGUCAUCAUUUCUAUGUAGUUACUGUAUCACUGUAAAUCUUUGUCUCUUCACAGAUAAAUAGACUUUAUUUUUCAGGAGGUAUUGUAACAAAAAUAACGUAUUUCCUAACGCCGGCUGCCUGGAGCCUCUGAAAAUAUCAUUCAACUCUUCCCCAGAAUCCUUGAACACGGUCGUAGACACAGAAAACACGAACCAGAGACGUCAGAGCUUCUGGUUUCAGCCGGUUUACGGUUGGUCGGAAAAAACAUUCGGUGUGAAUUUGAGAAUCUCUCCAGUGAGCAGACGAUUCCUGAAUGGUGGGUUUUUGUUUUGUAUUUGUUUUAAUGAGCUGACGCAGGAGCGGUUUGAACACGGUUGAUGACGACAGCCAUGGUUUCUGUCGUGAAGCCAGGAGGUGUGAGCCAGACAGCCGCUGACAAACAGCCAAUGGGAUUUCAUU